CUCAAGUCGUCACUCCAACUUUUGCCUGCUAUCUCCGCCCUUCUUUUCCCAGCAUCCCAAUUGCAUCUUUCUAGCACCUCUUUCCUUGUACAUUAGACGUCAACAUGGCGGAGCCCGUCGGUAUCGAUGCUUCACGCGCGGCACCGUCCUUGUGGGAUCGCAUGUCGAAUUGGGUGUCGGAAAACAAAGCAGUUGCAUACACAAUUGCUGGGACUGUCGUGGUUAUCACCAGUGCGGGAGCAAUCUACUAUUUCUCCGGUCAGAAGGGAGGCGCGUCAUCAGCGCCUUCAGAAAAGAGAAAGAGCAAGAAAGAACGGCGGAAAGAAAAGAAGGCCGCGGAAGAAGCACAGAAAUCUGAGAUCAGUCUCAAAGACGCCGAAGCUGGCACUGUUCCUCAACCUCCAAGUGUCGAGACCGAAGACGAACUGCCCGAGAUCAGUGAGUCCACGAUCGAGAGCUUUUCGCAAGAGGACAGGGCAACAUAUGCAGGCAAGCUGAAAGCUGCUGGCAACAAAGCCUACGGAUCGAAAGACUACAACAAGGCGAUUGACCUCUAUGGCAAAGCUAUCCUCUGCAAACCUGAUCCUGUCUACUAUUCCAACCGAGCCGCGUGCUACAAUGCCCUCAGCGAGUGGGAUAAAGUGGUGGAGGACACCAGUGCGGCCAUUUCCAUGGACGCAGAAUACGUCAAGGCAUUGAAUCGACGAGCUCAUGCGUAUGAACACCUGGGCAUGUUCUCCGAAGCUCUCCUCGACUACACUGCUAGCUGCAUCAUCGAUGGCUUCAAGAAUGAGAACAGUGCCCAAAGCGUCGAGAGAUUGUUGAAAAAGGUGGCUGAAAAGAAGGGGAAGGCUAUUCUGGCCGAGAAGAAGAACAAAUUGCCUAGUGCCACAUUCGUCUCCAACUACCUUCAGAGCUUCCGACCUCGACCUCCCCCGGCUGGUUUAGAGGAAUCGGCUGAACAUGACGAGAACACCGGCGCGGGUCAGCUUCAACGGGGUCUUGUCGCCAUGCAGAAGAAGACGGCAGAAGGCUAUGACGAAGCCGCGGCUGCAUUCAAGAAAGCUGUGGAACUCGGCGGCCUGGGAGAGCACGAAGCUUUUGCCCUCAACAUGCGUGCGACGUUCCUGUACCUUGAGGGCGAUACGACGCAAGCGCUGGAAGAUCUCACUAAAGCCGUCGAACUGCAACCAUCCCUGACUCAGGCCUACAUCAAGCGUGCCAGCAUGCAAUUAGAGUUGGGCAACAAGGACUUGGCUUCAGAGGAUUUCGAAAAAGCAAUGGCACAGAACAAGGACGACCCGGAUAUCUUCUACCACCGAGCUCAAUUGCAUUUCAUCCUCGGAGAGUUUGCCGAUGCCGCUAAAGACUAUCAGAAGUCAAUUGACUUGGAUAGGGAAUUCAUCUACUCACACAUUCAGCUUGGUGUCACACAGUACAAGAUGGGGUCGAUUGCAUCGUCAAUGGCAACGUUCCGCAGAACGAUCAAGAACUUCGACAAGGUGCCGGAUGUGUACAAUUACUACGGCGAGCUGCUGCUCGAUCAGCAGAAGUAUCAAGAAGCCAUCGAGAGGUUUGAGACCGCCAUCGAUAUGGAACGACAGACGAAGCCAACUGGAGCGAUAAAUGUGCUGCCUUUGAUCAACAAGGCCUUGGCUCUUUUCCAGUGGAAGCAAGACUUCAAAGCGGCAGAAGAUCUUUGCGAGAAGGCCCUCGUUUUGGACCCUGAGUGCGACAUCGCGGUUGCAACGAUGGCACAGCUCCUCCUACAACAAGGCAAGGUCGUCAAGGCCUUGGAAUACUUCGAACGCGCAGCAGAGCUUUCGAGAACAGAAGGCGAGAUUGUGAACGCGCUUUCAUACGCUGAAGCCACCCGAACACAGCUCGAGGUGUCUCAGAAAUAUCCUCAACUGGCCGCUCGUCUGCAGCAGAUGGAAGGAGCCGGACUUGGUGGACCUCAGUUGAGGUAAAGAGGAUGACAAGACAACACGCAUCUUGAUCGAUUUCCGUUGACGGCGAAGCAUUUCUCCCUCCUCUUCCUUUUCUUUUUUGGCGUAAUGAGCCAACGUACUGAUGAGCGAUCUAUGUGAGACUUCCCGACUUGUACGUAAUACUCAUCCUCGCCCUCGGCAGGCGAGCCUUCAUUGUGCGUGGGAUCAAUGCCAGGCUGAGGCCACGCAAAAUGGCCCAGGGCGGGCAUGAGAGGCAAAAUUAUGGUGUGUGUACAAUAAAUUGGAGAUGAAAAUGUUCUGGACUAUUUCUACACCUUUC
This is a messenger RNA of Exophiala xenobiotica, 2271 nucleotides long. RefSeq lists its product as uncharacterized. The coding region runs from base 105 to 1970 and encodes 621 amino acids. The record is from RefSeq and is a predicted model, not a curated record. Gene Ontology annotation, molecular function: protein binding; protein-transporting ATPase activity. Gene Ontology annotation, cellular component: mitochondrial outer membrane. Gene Ontology annotation, biological process: intracellular protein transport. NCBI's taxonomy places the organism in Eukaryota, Fungi, Ascomycota, Eurotiomycetes, Chaetothyriales, Herpotrichiellaceae. The transcript has 4 exons.